GGACAUGCUUAGUACGUACACCACCUUCCUCGCCGACCGACCCUGUCCCCGGCCCAAGACCAAGAGUCCGUCAGCUGAGCCUGAGCGCCAGUGCUGCUGAGAGGGAGGGAGAGAGCGAGACCCAGCGACGCCUUCAUCUUCGCUAUUGACAUUUCCAAAGAAGUUAAUAUGAAAGUCCUCAUGGAUUACUUCCGGAAGAUCGAGGUGAAGUUCUACCUGGAUGACAACGGCCGCAAGGAAAUCCGGAAGAUCGAGACGAAGCUGUUCGGCGCCAGGAUCGUCCCUUUCAUCGCUCGAAUCAUCCAGAUCUUCAGUCUCCAGUUGGACGGACACGAAGAUUUCUAUGGGAAUUACAUCACCACUUACAAAGAGCCCUUUGGAGACACCAUCCAUUUCUCUACAGACGCAGAACUGCAAAAGGCUCUGGCAGACUUACUGAGACAAAAUCGGAAGCGUGGUUCUGGAGAUGCCCCGCUGUUUAAAGUGGACAUCAAAAGAAGAAGAAGGAGCAGCAACAGAGACGGAACAUCAAAGAAUAUCAACAACAAAACUGAUGCCAAGGAUUCGAAAGACACUCCAGUCCUCAAAGUUUACGUCACCAACGAAAACAACAGCGAAGAAACAACAACGAAGAACAACAACUACAACGCCAACAAGACAGGCUGUGGUCUCCUUCAGCCUUACUGAACAAUAUGGCCAGUAUUUGUCAUCGGACUACCCGCGAUUUUUCUUCCAUGGUUUUUUAUUUUCUAAGAUUAGAUUCUUCUCCGGAUUGAGGAUUUCAACUGAAAGGCAGGUUUUGUGGGAUGAACUGGAAAAUGUUAGCCAAUAUAGCACUUGAGCUGUCAACACAUUGGUUGAAAAGCGAUUCUUGAGGAGGCCUUGUCGAUGUGGGUACUGUGCUGAUUACAUGUUCUCAAACCAAAGUUCACAGACUUGCUAGUAAUAGCAUAUAGUAACCCUCACCAGCUCUUGACAAUCCAUAAUCGAAUUGGAUUUCGCCAGCCAUAACUUUGUAUAUAUCUUUCUCGAAGAGUAGGAAUGAUGGGUAAGCGUAAUAUCUUUCUCGAAGAGUAGGAAUGAUGGGUAAGCGUAGUACGAGGAAAUUCAUCAUUCGCCCAACACUUUGGGUAGUACUAAAAUGAACAUCAUUAUAGAUUCUCUUCUGGAAAAAGUUCAUUACUAUUGCCAGCACCUUUAUCGCGUUACUCCACUCCUCGGUGGGUUACGUGCUCGCCUGCCGAUUUGGUAGUCCGAGUUUGCACCCCCCUCUACCAACGCUGAAUCAGAGGAAUUUAUUUCUGGUGAUUAGAAAUUACGAUAUAAUGUGUUUGGGAUCCAAGAAUAAGCUGUGGGUCCCGUUGCUAGGUAACCAAUUGGUUCCUAGCCCUAGGAGAGCUGUUAAUCAGCUCAGUGGUCUGGUUAUACUGAGAUAUACGUAACUUUGCUGUCGUAGGGCCAAACGGAGAAUUUUUCUUGAUUGUUUUGAAUCACUAUAAAAGAAACCUUCAUACUUGAACUGCAGGUUUUUGCUUGACAAAGAAAAGACUUCUUCAGAAAUGAACAGAGAUCUUUGGAAAAUGUCUCGUAAACAGGGCAGUAUUUUUGAAGCAGAGGAGUAAUGCUUUAGGUCUACAGAUCAAUGUGCUGUCAACUUUCAGCUUUCGUGAGAGGGACUGGUUUGGUUCAAUGCCGUUGCUGUGAGAUGGUCCUUGGGAAGUGUGUCAAGUUGCAUAACUGAUUAUAUAGUAACGUGUAAACAGUUAUCUUAAAUUUUGUGCAACUUAGUGGUUAAAUGAAGAAUUCACAUUUUAGUAUUGUCUUUCACAAUUAGACUUAUAAAUAUUGCAAUAGUUGUUUACAUAUUUUAGGAUACUAGUUACAUAUAUCACUGAACUAAAUUUCUCUUAUUGGAAACACGAGUAGAUGUUGCAACCGCAUGGAUUAGUUGGAAUAAAAUGCAAGAAUACUGCUCUUCUUCUUAAUGAUUAAAAGCAGCACUUGUUAGUCAGAAACACUUGAGAUUUUACUGAUCUUUCAUGAAGUCAGAAUAAAAAUAAAACAUGACACUUCGGAACAUAAAGCUCUACCUCUAAACAGGUGAUGAAUGAAUUCCAAGAUACCUCUGCUUGGGUAUUUUUGGCCUGAGAUUUGUCUGGUUGGUGAAGAGAAUGCUGUUGCUGAACAGUUUUACAGAUAUUCUUCCCAAUUUCAGUGUUCUGGAGCAAGUACUUAUUAGGAAUGGGGUUAGCGAAGUGAGUUUGAGUCAUUGUAGAAUUCAGCUACCUCAUUCUUUAGGCAGUCUUUCAGCUGAAUUCCAUUUAGGAUGAACUGCAGCCUCCAAAAUGAGCUUUAGCUUCCUGAAACUUAGCGUCUAUAUAAUCUCUAGAUAUUAUGUGCUUACCAUUAAACAAAAGAGCUAAUACAAUAGCUAUGUGAUGUUGGCCAUACAUUUAUACUCAUGUGUCAGCCUCUGUCCCGGGACUAUGACUGUUAGUAUUUUUUUUUUAUUUCUGUUGAUGCAUUCAUUGAACUGACACUCUGGUAGCUACAUGACUAAUUCCAGUGUUUACUACUGUGAAGCUUUUCAAUAAAUUCACUUAUGCACUAAGACAGAUUAACUUUUUUUUAGGACUGAAUGUUAUGAAUGAAACCUUGAUGUAUGUACCAUAAAGUGACAUCAACUGUUAACAUUUAUCGUAACUGUGCUAACGCAAAUGUAAAACGUACCCAUUUUUCAAAGCAUUGAAUGCAUGUUUCCUGAACUAAGUAAUUCUGGCGAUCCAUAGCUAUUUAUCUUAAUUCUAAGUUCCUCGAGGUGACCAUAACUAAAAAUGAGGUUAAAAUUAGCACAGCAAUAUCAUAAUCGAAUUUUUGUCUGCAAUGAUGUCAGAGAGCAUUUGAUCUUAGAAUUGCUUACUAGAGUAAACAUAUGAUUUGGCAAGGCCCAGCUGAGCAUCCGGACAGAAAGAAGAGAGAUUUUGCUGAUAUUUUCCUCUCUCUCUCAGCUUUUGAUUUUACCUUCCAGACUGAUAACUUAAACAGACUUUCCUAUGACGACCCAGACUGGACCUUUUCUAAGCGUCCACUGUCUAGGGAUGAAAGUAUGUGGCACCCAGAGUUUUCUUUGACUUCUGGCCUCACUGAAAAUACUCAAUUUAAUUAUAGAUAUGAAACAUGCAGAAAAUACUUUUUAUUCAUUCUUAUGGAGGGACACCGCUACUUCAACUCGGCAUGUUCCAUAUUUGUUGGGUCAAAGCAUGGCGAAGCAUUUCUCUUCCAGCUUCCCAAACCGAAAGAAUUGAUGUAGUCCUCUGACUGCUGCCUCGUGAUUUUAGUUUGUAAUUAUAAUUAAAAUGUGUGCUAUACUUACAAAUUAUACAAAGCGAUAUGACUUCACCAGUAUUUUCCAAUUUUCUUAAUUCUGUAUAUGGGAGAAUGUAAAAUUUACUGACCACUAGUCUGAAGUGUAAGAUGAAGUUCUCAACACGUCUGGUAUUACAUUUUACCAGCUAUGUGGUGACAUGUGACAUUUUUUGUGGUGAUUUUCACCAUUCUGUAAUACAGGUCUUUUAUUCUAA
Messenger RNA from Macrobrachium nipponense, 3581 nucleotides. RefSeq lists its product as uncharacterized. Lineage: Eukaryota; Metazoa; Arthropoda; Malacostraca; Decapoda; Palaemonidae. The record is from RefSeq and is a predicted model, not a curated record. Bases 169 to 687 code for a protein of 172 amino acids. The transcript is spliced from 5 exons.